UGUUGACUUGUAGCGUACAAUGUAAUUAAAGUGGUGAAUUUUGGCUUCUGUUUCAAAAAAACACACCUAAAAUAUUUAUAAUUUAACUCAAGAAAACACACCUUUGAUUCCAUUUCUUUACUAACCCAAAGACAAAAGCCUAACAAAUCUCUAGAUUUACAGCGAAAUCAAUGAGCUACACUUGGAAUAUCAUGUUUUUCUUGGUGGGGUUUUGAAGAGAUUCAGAUUUAUGCUUUCUUUUCUUUCAUGGAGUUCAAAAAGGAAAAGCUUGUCAGGUUUUAUUCUGAUGGGAAACAACAUAAAGAAUCUCUGUGGGGAAAAAAUGACCUCCCAAUGCACCUUGAGAGGUCAUCAUCCGCGUACAAGAUUGCAUUACCUUCUGUGCUAAAUGGGUUGGAUGGGGGCAGAAAUCGGCUACCAGAAACAAGCAAAAUUGGGUGGUCUACACUUCUUGUACACGAAAAUGAACCAUGGCACAAGAGAAUACUCGACCCAGGUAGUGAUAUUGUGUUGCAAUGGAACCGGGUUUUCAUCGUCGCAUGCUUGGUCGCACUUUUUGUUGACCCAUUGUAUUUUUACUUGCCUUCUGUGGGAGGCGAUGAAAAUGUUUCAUGUGUGAAGACAGACUAUGAGUUGCGAAUUGUCGUGACCUUGUUCCGGACUGUAGCAGAUCUUUUUUAUUUGUUGCACAUGGUUAUAAAAUUUAGGACAGCUUACAUUGCACCAAGCACUCGGGUGUUUGGAAGGGGUGAACUGGUCAUGGAUCCAANUAAAAAAAAAAAAAAAAUAUUCAUCUAA
This is a messenger RNA of Pistacia vera, 798 nucleotides long. Its product is annotated as cyclic nucleotide-gated ion channel 17-like. The coding region runs from base 247 to 798 and encodes 183 amino acids. The transcript has 2 exons. The record is from RefSeq and is a predicted model, not a curated record. Lineage: Eukaryota; Viridiplantae; Streptophyta; Magnoliopsida; Sapindales; Anacardiaceae.